AGAAGAGAGAGAGAGAGGGGGGGGGGGGGGAGUGAGGAGACAGAGGGAUGAGUGCAAGUGACAGAAAAAGAAAGAGAGAGGGAGAUAGAGCAAGUAAGUUAUGAGCGAGUACCAAGAAAGAGACAGAAGGAAAGGAAAUCUUCUAAAAAUGAUGUGUGUCCUCUCUGGGACCCCCUGCUGCCUCUACUGACUAAAACCUGGGGGUAAUAUUGUGGCCAUGGCCUUGAUGGAGCUCGUCUUGUCCUCUUUGGUUCUCGUGGUCCUGUUUCCAGUGGAUGCAGCCCACUCUCAUGCCAACGUCUCUCAAGGACUAUCCUGCGUAAACGACUUGGUCAACAAUGUCAGCUGUACAUGGCACGGCUCUCCACCGGCUGCUGGUGUGGACUGCUGGAUCUCUGGUGAGAAGAUAGUCAGGAUUAGGAGACUCCUCAGCAAACAGAUACAAAGAUGCCACAUGAAACAACAUGGAAACUCUCCUCCAGGCUGCAGUUUUGUCUUUGAAAAUGAAGAAUUUAACUGUUACAAAACCAUGCCUUACAUCCGAAUGGAGUGUGAUGAUGCAUUGGUGGGGAACCUCACAGACUAUGAUCCAUGCAAUCACGUUCAAAUGCAUCCUCUAGGUGUUCUUAAUGUAAGCAGAUCUGCCAAUGAGACCCUGAUAUCAUGGAGCCUCGCCAGUCCUCACUCUAUCUUCUUGACUUUGUUGGACUUUCAAGUUCAAAUCAAACAUAAACACCAGGCAUGGAAGGAGGCCAGGACUCUUUCCACACAAACACAAGAGCUAAGAAUACCUACUGGGCAACUAACGGGGCACUGCCAGGCCAGGGGGAGAGUCAAACCCAUUGACUGGUAUAAAAGCCACUGGAGCAACUGGAGUCCAACGACGUCCUGGCUAGAAGCGACUGACAAGGAGACAACACCACACGAUCAAGAUGGACUUCUGACAUCCCUGGUAACGUGGGGAGUGGUUGGCAGCUUGGUUUUCCUCUUGGUUGCAAUGCUGGUCGUGUACAGGUGUUGCUUGAGAAGGGGGCUCCAGGAAGUGAAAUUGGUGCCAAACCCUUCAAAAUACUUCCACACUCUCUACUCCGUCCACGGAGGAAAUCUGAAGAAAUGGAUGAACCCUCUCUCUGCCUCUGAAUCAUUCUUCACAGCUCAGCCCCGCGAACACAUCUCCCCGGUUGAGUUGUGUGAAAGCUGGGACGUUGUCUCCUCCACCUCUCCCUCAUCCACCUCCACCAGUGCCCUGCUACAUUUUAAAAGCUCAGCAGGCUCAGACACCAGCGGGGUCAGUGAAAAUACCACAUCCGCCUCUUCUUCGUCCUGCUUCUUCAACAUGGGUUACUUCAUCUCGAGCUCCUCCGGGAGCUCAGCUCAGAACGACCCCAGCCCCGCUUACUUCACCUAUCGGGACGAUUUACACAAUCUGCACAACAGCCACGCCCUCCACCUGUCCCUCUGCCCUUCAUUUGACAUCUCUCCAGCUUAUGAGAGCUUGAAGAGGGAGCCGCAGAGCCCGGACUCCGGCUUUUGCAUUGGUAAGGAGGAUGAGGAGGACAUAGAAGAUAACAAAUUUGCAUGUGUGAAAAGGAAGGAGGUGUCUCCUCUUCUUAUGCUCCCUCUCCGUCUGCCCACCCCGAUGUUCCCCCCGUCAUCUCGUCAACCCCCUCCCGACGCUCCGAGUCUGGUUCAGGUGGCUCCUGAUAGCGCACAGGUGGAGGCACCUGGGGAAGCUGCUCCUGGUUGUAGCUACGCAGCCUGGCCUUUGGCGGGUGCCAUGUGCAGGUCAUCGUCCAUGCCGGUGGAAACCUGUAAAACAGGGUACCUGACCCUCAAAGAGCUACAGACAACAUUCAGCAAUAAAUCCAUCUGAAAACUUCAACGUACCUGAACAAAUCCCUCUGCAAUCAUUAAUCAAUUAUACAUUAUAAUCUGAUCAUGUAUGGAAGAAUUUGGGUUACAAUUUAGGGGGUUUUUGUGUUUGUCAAAAAAAUAUUUGAAAAACAGUAUGAGUAUGAAAAAUUAUUUAUUUUUUGCAAAUUCCAAUAUUUUAAGCUUUUAUUCAAAAUGGACAAAUAUUUUGGAAGAGGGAGAAACUGAAAGCCUGCAAUGUAUUAUAUAACAUCAUGACCUAAUUACAUUUUUGUAACAAAUGGGUUCAUAUACAUUAUAUAUCAUAUAUAUAUAUAAGAUAUAAAAAGUUGACUAUAUACAGAACUAACAUAUACAGAACCGUUUUGAGCUGUGUUACUUAACACUUUAAGAAAAUCAAAUUGACUCUUUAAGCAGAGAAAAACACAUGUUGAGUUUGUUUUGAUAAUGAAAAAGAGCAUCAUUGCUGGAGAGUUAAAGUAUAAGAGUCUGUAAAUAUCUAAACAAAAACAAAAACCUGGCAUUUUUUAGUAUGUAACAAGUUUUUUUCUACAGCAACAUUUGAGUAUUUAAGUCUAUGGCUAUCAAAUAAAAGGCAGCUCUUCAACCACUGA
Labrus mixtus (cuckoo wrasse) is the source of this 2486-nucleotide messenger RNA. RefSeq names its product interleukin 2 receptor, beta (gene il2rb). Bases 218 to 1873 code for a protein of 551 amino acids. The record is from RefSeq and is a predicted model, not a curated record. Gene Ontology annotation, biological process: immunoglobulin mediated immune response; cytokine-mediated signaling pathway. The transcript is spliced from 10 exons. Gene Ontology annotation, cellular component: external side of plasma membrane. Gene Ontology annotation, molecular function: cytokine receptor activity. NCBI's taxonomy places the organism in Eukaryota, Metazoa, Chordata, Actinopteri, Labriformes, Labridae.